This is a messenger RNA of Eleginops maclovinus (Patagonian blennie), 3211 nucleotides long. It is a transcript of the gene adora2ab, whose product is annotated as adenosine A2a receptor b. Gene Ontology annotation, molecular function: G protein-coupled adenosine receptor activity. Bases 1107 to 2513 code for a protein of 468 amino acids. Gene Ontology annotation, cellular component: plasma membrane. The transcript has 5 exons. Lineage: Eukaryota; Metazoa; Chordata; Actinopteri; Perciformes; Eleginopidae. The record is from RefSeq and is a predicted model, not a curated record. Gene Ontology annotation, biological process: G protein-coupled adenosine receptor signaling pathway; adenylate cyclase-activating G protein-coupled receptor signaling pathway.
CAGGCUAUGUUUUAAAUGUGUUGUCAGAUGAUGUCUAUGAAGACAAAUGUAACAGGUGUUUUUUUUCCCGUAACCCAUGCCCGAAGGAUAUGUUUAUUGAUUGAAAAUAAUAUAUUGGAUAUUCUAACGUGGACGUUUUCACUUUGGCAGGGUUGUGGAUUUUUCGUGGCAAUUAAUUAACGAAUUAGAUGGUUCGAGUAAAAUCAAUGUAGCCUACCUGAUAUUGCAUCAGCCCACUAUAGUUUCUGAAUAGCUUUAAUCAUGCAAGUGUGUGUAUUUUUCUCACUUUGUCAAGCUGAUAAAUUAACGAACAUCUGAUCAGUGCUGCAGCAUUUUCCCCAUUGCCAUCAUCUGUAUAACAUCCCACAUUCCCUGCAAUGAUUGUGCAUUAUUGGCUCAGCUAAUGUUUCUGUUGUCCUAUAUGUUCUUGCUAUCAAGAGUCCACAACAUGAUGUAUUUUCCUCCCUCAUUAGUUAAAACCACAGAACCUUUGUCAAUAAUAAUACAGCAGCUUUUAAUUUUGUUUUCCCAUGACUUUGGUGGAGCUGGUGCAUUGAUUGACAUGGCAUGGAGACAUCCCUCCAGCAGGAUGUACAUUUUUUCUUAUCACUUCCUCCAAGCCUUAAUGCACAUUAGCCACGAUCAUGAUAAAGGAGAGUAUUUUUUUGCUAAAGCAGACAACUGGAAGAAGGUUAAGCAAAAAUGCUGGGGGUGUGAAUGGUUAUGAUGUAGCCUAUAAUCUUCAGCAUUGGAAAAAAGCUAUACCACUGCUUUUAACUUGGCAGUCAUCGGACCAACCUCCCAGACCCUACCUCUUCAACAUUCUGCCGCUGUCUCAGGCAAAGUUUACCAAACCGAAAACAAAUGAGGAGAAGGCGGCUGCUGUGAGAAAGAGGAAGACUGACUAAGUUACAGUAAAACAUUAUGUCAGGUGUCAUGAUUGUGGUGGCAACUUCCUGUCUUGGAUGUCUUCAAUUGACAAUAUCACUCUUUCCUCAAGUCGUACCAUGGGGUUUGGCAAAUGGUAUUUUGUCUAAAAACAAGUCAAAGCAGCUGAGUUUGUGGGAUGAAAGCGCAAAGAAAGCAAAUAAUAAGAAAAAACAACCAUGCCGAAGAAUGACCAGCUGGUCUAUAUCUGCCUGGAGCUGGUUAUUGCCAUCUUGUCUGUGGCGGGAAAUGUGCUGGUCUGCUGGGCUGUCUGCCUUAACUCCAAUCUGCAGAGCAUCACCAACUUCUUUGUGGUUUCACUGGCAGUGGCUGAUAUUGCUGUGGGACUGCUGGCAAUACCCUUUGCUAUCACUAUAAGUACCGGCUUCUGUGCCAACUUCUUUGGCUGCCUGUUCAUCGCUUGCUUCGUCCUCAUACUCACCCAGAGCUCCAUCUUCAGUCUGCUGGCCAUCGCCGUCGACCGCUACAUCGCUAUCAAGAACCCACUCAGGUACAACAGCCUGGUGACAGGGCAGAGGGCAAAGGGCAUCAUCGCCCUGUGCUGGGUUCUCUCAGUGGGCAUCGGCCUGACACCAAUGAUGGGCUGGAACAGAGGUUGGAACACAACCGCCCCAACCAGCAGCAGAAUCUGCCCUGAAGGUUUGACCGAGUGCCUGUUUGAAGGAGUGGUAACCCUGAACUACAUGGUCUAUUUCAAUUUCUUCGGCUGUUUGCUGGUGCCUUUGUUGGUCAUGCUGGUUAUCUAUGCCAAUAUCUUCAUGGCCGCUCGACGCCAACUCCGGCUGAUGAGUCUCAAAGUCGCACACACGCCUGCUCCUGGAGUAAUAACCUCAUCAACGAGCUCAUCUCGUUCCACCCUGCAGAAGGAAGUUCACGCAGCCAAAUCGCUGGCCAUCAUUGUCGGUUUGUUCGCAUUGUGUUGGCUUCCGCUGCACAUCAUUAACUGUUUCAACCACCUGUGUCAGGACUGUGGGCGUGUACAUAUCUGGGGGAUGAACAUUGCCAUCAUCCUCUCCCAUGCUAACUCUGUGGUGAAUCCCUUCAUCUACACUUAUCGCAUUCGGGAGUUCAGGCAGACCUUUCGAAGGAUUCUGUACCAGCAAAUCCUUGGGCAGAGGGAUGGUCGUUGGUUUGGGGAUAAUUGUGGUGAUGGCAGAGGUGUUGGGAUCAGCAGUUUCAUACGGACUUCCUCUCGUAUCAGCAAAGAGGGUUCAUCGAGUGGUACAGUAGUGAACAGUUACGUCCUGGACUCCAGUCCUGAGCGAUCUUCGCCAAAAGCUGCUCAUGGAGCCUCUUGCCAUUGGACAUCAAAUUUAGACACUGCACCAGGGAGCUACAUACCCAACGGACAGCAGAUGAAAGGUAGCCACCUUCAACAAAUGCAGCAACCAUGCACUGGCUUGGCUGCUCGUGAUGGAGUCCAGUCGGUCUCAUAUCUGAAGGGAGCAACAGAUGUUUUGGAGGUGAAAGACAAUGAAAAUUGCAUUGCAUUUGUAAAUGUUCAGGCUUUCUCUCUUAAACAGACUGACUGCAAACAUUCAACAGAGCUCACGAAAGUCUCAUGACAAAGAUAUUUAGGUAUUUGAAGGGGACAUAUUAUGCUCAUGUCAUACUUGUGUUUUGGGUUUUCUAAUAGAACAUGUUUACAUGCCUAAAUGUUCAAAAACACAUAAUAUACCCCCAACUAUCUUUGUGAAUAUACUUGUUUCCAACCUUUGUCUGAAAUGCUCUGUUUCACCGAAAGAGCCCAAUCUCCUCUGACUGACCUGCAGGUAAAGUGGCAAGGGGAGUGAAUCUGAAUGGCUUCUUGAAUCCUAUGUUUUCUGAUCGAGGCAGCCACCUGCUACGGUCUAUUAUUUCCCAGUUUUUGAGUGUAUUCAUUUCAGGAACCAAUAUGUGCACAUGGUUUAAUGAUAUGUCCUCUUUUAAAUAUUUGUAUAUUGCCAGAAAACGUAUACCAGUCUAAAACAUGACAAUAUGAAAAAGGAUUAAUAUAGCCUUGAUAAAUCCACUGUAUCCUGUAAGUAUCUGGUACUCUCUUUUUGUUGCCAACUUACUUUUUCUUAUCAACCAAUUUGGAGUUGGAUCAAAUCUGAAAACUCACAGCAGACAAUAGCAGGUGGAUGUUUAAAGUAAGCUUAUACUUGCAUUGUAUGGACAUGCAGUACAAUAACAUACAUAACAUAUAACAUACAUGCUUUUUCACCUGUACUGUAUCUUGCAUUUAUAUGUUUAUUAGACAUUAAAUAUUUGAAACCUUGAA